Molecule: messenger RNA, 1656 nt
Organism: Penicillium waksmanii
Lineage: Eukaryota; Fungi; Ascomycota; Eurotiomycetes; Eurotiales; Aspergillaceae
Exons: 5
Coding region: 1-1656 (551 amino acids)
Biological process (GO): regulation of GTPase activity
Cellular component (GO): cytoplasm
Molecular function (GO): guanyl-nucleotide exchange factor activity
Source: RefSeq, a predicted model, not a curated record
AUGGAAUGCCUUGAAGUGGUACGCGAGAUUGACAAACUGUCGGUGUCAUUUUCCGCGUACGAAGAAUUUUGCAGCAACUAUGAACUUCUCACGCAAGACGUGGCCCUCCUACGCCGCUCAGUCCCCAACUGGAUAGUCUUUGAGCAGGGAAUUGAAGCCUUGUCAAAGUCCGUUGUCUCGACUGAGAGUCGCAAGAAUGACGACAACCGCUCUAUGUUGAUGAAUGACUUGAUGAUCAAGCCAAUCCAACGCCUUUGCAAAUACCCUCUUCUCCUUCAAGACCUCCUUCGAUGUACCCAUGUUGGUGACUGUCCAACUUCUCACGAUGAGAUACGUCGAAUUUUGGAAAGCCUUCGUAUAAUGGUAGCACGAAUCAACUCGACAACCGGCAACCCGAUCAACAAAGAUCGCAUUCAUAAAACUAUACUGCUGCAAGGGAAGAUUGACUUUUCCGAAACGCAGUCACUGCAAGAUGUAUAUAGAGAGCUUGGCCCAAUGACUUUAUGUGGUGUUCUGCAUGUCACCUAUCAGACGCCGGAGCAGACAAUUGGCGAUUUCAUGGUCUGUAUACUUUUCAAGUGCUAUUUUCUCCUGGCAAAAGGGACCGAUGAUUCCAGGCGCUUGGAAAUAGUUGCCUGCAUCUACAUGGAUGACCUGAAAAUGGAUUACAUCCAGAACGGUCGAGGUCUGUUCUGCUACCAGUGUCCCUUCUCAUGGAAGUUGAUUUUCCAAGAACAAGAGGAGAGCUACGAGUUUGUCCUGAGUGCAUCAUCUGCCGCGGAGGAAAAACAUUGGAAGACCGAGAUUCUGAGAUCUUCUGCGUCCCUGAGCGAGAUGGCCAGACCGGGAGGAGCAUGGGAUCCGCGCAGGUAUUCCUUCGUCAACUUUGGUCUGGUUCCCUUGGAUCGAGUUCAGUAUUCGGUGUCUUCUCUCGCCCGGAGAUCGUCGAUGGAUUCUAUGUCGAUAUCGCGCAAGUUCAACAUCCAACAGGUCGUUAUUAGGAAGACGCACUACCCCCACAUUCACGACGAAUCCUCCAAUCCGCCAGGGAAUGAGAUCGAAAGGCCGAAGACGCCAAUACGCGGCAUAUUGACUAUAGUUGCUCGACGGAUUGACAGAAUCCGGUUGGAGAAGACGAUCGCGAAUGUGUACACUCGCGAUGUGCUACCCUUUCCAGGUAUGGCGCUAGGCCGAGGAGACUUGUUUCGUCGAGGAUCGCUCAUGCGGCGCCUCAGUUUCCACGGAGGAUUUAAUCGAAGGUCUACUUCUGGGAGUGCAUCUCACACCGGGCCGCUCGUGAUAGAUGGGAAUUCUGUCGCGGAGUAUAAGUGCGAGGAAAAGGAACUGAUGGGAGGUCAAGAUGGAUGUGACGACCCUCCAUGUUCGCCGGAGACGGAGCACGCGUCACCCAAGAUCCCCCGAACACCCACGUCAAUGAGUGGUCGCUCCAAGACCCUCCGACUUCGAGGUUCAAAGAAGAAUAUGGGGUCGGCGGCCACAUCACCGCGCAGCGAGAAGCUUUCGAGUCAGGGCAGUGCCGAGUUGUCACUGACGCGGAAGAAAUGGACGUCACCUUUGAGCCUGUUUGGUGCUCUCUCGCCGAAGGGAUUGGUACGAGCGCGACCCACGAUGGGCCCGCCUGGGACAGGGGAGUAG